This is a messenger RNA of Coregonus sp. 'balchen', 491 nucleotides long. NCBI's taxonomy places the organism in Eukaryota, Metazoa, Chordata, Actinopteri, Salmoniformes, Salmonidae. The record is from the annotation of a GenBank genome assembly.
ACACCCUCUCCAACUCUCUUCACAAAGCUCUGGUUCAUGGGAACUCCAGAAUUAACACACAAUGAAACCCUCAUCUCUCACAUCUCUGGGAACACUUCAGCGCUCCACCCAUCCAUUCUGACCUGUGGUGUACCACAUCCUUGGGCUGCAGUGGUGGACGAGAGAGAAAAGAAAAGCCUUUUUUUUCUCUAAUGUUAUUACCUCUACUCCGACAGGAAAAUUAGCCUUGUCACCAGCCACUGCCUCCACAGCCUGACGAACAUGAGAAGAUAGAGGAACACCGAACCCUCCCGCUCCGUUUCCCGCUCCCGCUUAUCUCCACCCAGCCCAGUAAGGACACUGGGAAGCCCAGAUUUAAAGUAGGGAUAGAGCCAGUAUGGAUAGAGAGGAGAUCGAGAGGCAGCAGCCCUGCCACAGCAGACUGUCAUAUCCCUGUGAUCUCAACUAGCCUAGUGGCUCCUGCGGCAGUGAAAUUCCAUCAAGAGAGCUGA